Molecule: messenger RNA, 489 nt
Organism: Parnassius apollo (apollo)
Lineage: Eukaryota; Metazoa; Arthropoda; Insecta; Lepidoptera; Papilionidae
Source: the annotation of a GenBank genome assembly
AUGCAGGCAUCAAUACUCACGUGUUGUUGGCGGAGGAGAGCCUCCGGUGUAGGCUGCGCAGCGACAUGGCGUACCCCUAGCAAGGCGGGCUGCCGCUACCCUUGCCACGCGGCCGGCGUAGCGCACGCGCCCCGAAAAACGCGCCCUCCUCGUUGCACGACUGCGAACGCUGCGAGGCCAACAUGCCGGCCGCGCGGCCUAGCGCGUGCAGCGGCCGCACGCGCGCGCGCCUACCCCACCCGCACCCGGCCACCACUUCAAUCUUGUCGGCUGCGCGAGCAACGCCCUCUACUGGCCGACGCGCGCGACGACGCCCGCACGCAUCGAACGCUACACACGCGUCACGACCGCGCCGCACGCGCUACACACGAUACUACGCGGUACACGCGCUACAAACUAACGAUACACUACUCGCAGUGCCACACUCACGAGCUUCACAGUCUUGGCUUCUUGUUUACUAGCAAAAUCCUAAUUAUAAUUAUAUGUUAA